AGAGACAAGAAAAAAAACAAAGUUGGAGUACAACAAAAAAUAUAAAUUAAAAUUUCCUAGUUUCCAUACGCAUAUAUUUAGUUAUUGUUUUUUAAGUUUUUAAAAUGGCGCCGCCUCUGAAGCAGGCUGCUGACCACGGCAGCAGCGCCAGCAACAACAACAAUUCCGUGGGCGGAGCUACCGGCGCCGUGCCCAAGCAACAGCAGCAGCUUCAAGUGAAUGGAGCCCCCGCAAGCGGAUCGGCGUCCAACAGAUCCGCUCGAUCCCGCCGUCAGCAAGAGCACUUGGGCGAGCCGGACAUGGACUUUGUGGAGCCGCUGCAGCGGGAGACGUUGAAGAAACUAAACGAUUUGCUCCUGCGUGCACGCAUCACCAACGGCCAGAUCCGAACCCCGGAAGACCAGGUGUCAGCCAAUAGCUCAAAGGAAACCAGGCCACCGGCACAGCAGCAGCAGCAGCGCGAGGUCCUGCGUCAAUUGGCGGCGGAACACAGUAGCAGUUUCGACUCAGCAGAGCAAUUGCAGGAGCAGCAGCAGCAGCGUUAUCGUUUCCCCGUGCGUCCCGUGCAACGCGUCCAGCAUCAGCCAUCGACAUCGUCGCCAUCCACAUCUGUUGCAGCCCCCGCAUCCUCGUCGUCCCUUCAGCGUUUGCGUCAGUCGACGCCCCCGAAUGCUACAGUUGGUGUGGUCAUACCAAACGCCACAACCAGCACCACAAACGGAAACCUAAACGUUAACGGGAACUAUACCGGCACAGAGGCUCCCGGCUUGGGCUCCAGAAGCGAACCCGGUCGCUCCCAAGCUGACGUGUUGCGUUCCAUGCUGGAGUUUGUCGACAAUCUGAAUAGCAACAGACAACAGACCAGUUCGAACCGUUUAGAAGAGUUUAUCAAUAUGGUGCACGAGAUCAAUCCCAGCGGCGAGCAGGACGAGGGCAUCGUCAAUUCGACCAGCUUAGAGGAUGUUGCAUUAAGCGAGAUGAGCGACAACCGUGCCCAGUCCAUUCAGUCCUUGCACAGCGUCCUGGAGACGCCAACGCCCGAUACGACUCCCACUUUCGAUGAGCUGCAGCAGCGUCUAGAGGCCUCUAACCGGAACAUGCAGCACCUGCAGGACGAGCAGGCCAAGCUGCUGCACAUCCAGAACCUGGCCAAGUCCCACCUGACCGAGAUGGAGCAGCUUCGCCAGCAGGCUGAUCAAUUGCCCCAUACAAGCAAUGGUGGGGAGGCGCCUAAGUACGAGUCGGUGCAGCAGGUUCAGGACGACAUGGCAUCCCUGGUGGGGCGCAUGAAGAAUCUCACCGCCUUCAUCCACAACCAGAACGAGUUGAGCUCCGUGCUGGGCGAUGACGGACCCGAGAUCCUGGCCGAGCAACAGGUGUUACAAGAGAAACUGGAAUCUCUGCGCAGCCAGCGGGAGGAUAUGCGUAACCUUGUAGAUGAGCUUAACAGCAUCAACCGCGCAGCCAGGGAGACGACCAGGCCCGUCAAGGAGGAAACGCCUACGCCUCCGGCUAAGACAGCUCCAGCUCCAACUCCUGCUCCAGCUCCAACUUCUGCUCCAGCUGGAUCUGCGGCCAAGGAGCGAAUUGUCCCAGUGGAGUACACGCGAAACGUGCCCAUCAUGCGACAAGAGGCGGCCAAUGCAGCACAACGAGCCCUCCACGCCCAGAACAUGAUUAACCAGAAAACGGCCGACAUCAAUGCUCUCAAGGCCCAAAUGGCCACACUGAAGGGCAUGUUGAACACGGUGAGCCAGAUUGAGGAAAGCGUGCCCGCCAUGGGCGCCGCACUGGAGCGACGAAGUGAGGAACGAACCAGCGUGGAGCGCGAACUACCGGCUGAGAUUGCCCAGCGGCUCUUCGCCCUAAACGAUGUCACCUCCGAGCUGCGUGCCGAAGCUGUCAGCUUGCAGAAAGAGCGCGAUCGCAUCUUGGCUCUCAAGGCAGAAAUCGAACGGCGCAAGCAGCAAGCUGCAGCCGCUGUCCAAAUGGGCGAGGACGCGCUGAAGAGAAGUAGUCUCACUCCAACUCCCACGCCCAUGAGGCAACGGCAGGUGGCAGGAAAGGAGGAGGAGGAAGAGGAUGAGGAUCAAUCUGAGGUGGACACUUCGCUACAGGCCACGCCCAGCAAGGAGGAAUUGCGCGACGAACUGCGCCUGCAGUGCGAGCGGCUUCGCAAGGAGUACGAACAGAAGCAGCGGGAGCUUGAACAGCGUUAUGUGGCCAGCAACAACACCACCUCGGAGGCGGACGACGAGGGCAACGACGACACCGACAGCGACAAGUACUUUGCCAAUGCGCGCACAGCCUCCUCGGCCACACUCAAGCGUGUCGCCUCGGCCAACACAGUGGUGGAGCAGCGUCGCAGUCAGCCGAGUAACAGCACACAGGCACCACCGCCGCCGGCUCCUCCGUCCACGCUCAACGAAGACGACCUAAACGUGACCAUCGAUACCCUCUCCAUGGGCAACGACAGUCUGCCUUCCAGCAGCAGGUCGCAGUAUAUGCCGCCGCCGAUGCCGCCAGUUCCGGGCAUGUGGGCCUCUCAUAACGCCGGCAAUGCCUGGCACGGCCAGCAACCGAUUUAUGGACAGGCCACCGCCAACGCCGGAACAGAGUUCAAGCCACCGCCGGCAGCUCCACAAAUGGGCUCCUCGAACGCCUCCGGAUCGAACGCAUCGUCCGAUGCCAUGCUGCUGCAGCAGUUCAUGCAGACGCAGCAGAUGCUCAUUAACUCGGUGUGCCAGUGCAAUCAAACGCUGUGGCAUCAGCAGCGUGAGAUUGACAACCUCAACACACAAAUACACUCGCUCCAAGAUCGUCUGAGUGUAGUGGCUUGCCAGGAUCACAGCUUUGGGCUGCGCUCUGAGUCGGUGCCGCCGCCGAAUCUCUCGGUGGGCCCGGGCAUUGGUCAGACGCCCAAUAACUUGUGUAUGGGUAGCAGCCGUGCCCAAUCGGAACAGCUCUUUGGCUUCAGCGCCCACCAAAGCGCCUUCAGUAACUAUCAACGGAGCUGUCACCGCACUGGGGGAGACCCUCAUCAUCAUCAACAGCCGCCGCAGCAUCAGCAGCAGCCGUUUCUAAACAAUGCCGCUCCUCCGCCACCACCGACGCAUUACAACAACGAGACGCCUCUGUCGCCGCCCACCUACCGCUCGAGCCCCGGGCCCAUUUUUAUGAACCACCACAAUAACACGAUCCAUCAAAAUAACGCGAAUCUUCGGACCCAAAACCAGUACGCCAACAAUUUGCACUCGCUGCCCGAGGGAGCGGGUGGAGCGCCCGGCGGAGGAGGAGUAUCCGGUGGCACUGGUGUCACCCUGAACAACCAGGUGCCUCCAGGGAAUCGAGCCAAUAACUACUGGGACAACUUCCGCAGCCAUUCACGCCAGAAUCUUCUCUCGAACAAGAGCAACGAGGAGCUGAACGUGGACCUUCAGCUAUAUCGCCGGCAGCGGGCGCGUCCCAGCUACUUUCAGCCGUCGCAGCUCCUGGGCGCACCGCCGUCCUCACGUAAUGGCUUAAUUCACCAACAACAGCAGCAGCAACAGCGUCGCCAGUUCUUUGAGUCGCCACUAACCGCUUUGCAUAGCAGCACCAGCGCCACUGGCAGCAACAAUCUCAACAACAGUGGUGGCAGUGCCAGGAAGCGUGAUUGGCGCGAGGAUCCUGGAUCACAUGCGGAUCAUGAUCACGACGACGAGGACAUGGACGAUGUGGAGGAAAAUCACGACAAUGUUAUAUUCGGCUCUGGUAGACGUCGCAAUCGUCGUCGUCCCCAGCUUUCAACGCUGCGAGAUGAGGAGCCCGAGCAGCCCAGUUCCUCCAACCUGAAUAUGAACGUCAACUACGGCAACAGUCCGUUAUAUCAGAGGAAUAAGGUACCGGCCAAGCCCAGCACUUCAGCGGUUUCGCUGACUCCCCUCCAGCAACGUCACCUUCGAUUCGAUUUCGAGCUGCCGGCUCAGUACAUGGAAUUCGAGAUGCCUCAAGUAGUGGCGAGUGCCGACACUACUCCCCUUCUUGGCCAGGAAGCUGCGGCUACAGACGAGUCCAAUGCGCUGGAGCAAACCGAGGAGACGGCUUCCGAGGAACUGAACCGUAAUCUAUUGGUCAAUGCACUUAAAAACGACAAGUUCACCACCAAGUUCUACGAGUCCAUUAAGGAGGAUGUCUACCGCCGACUGGAGACGCUCUUUGAGCAGCAGCAGCAACAGCAUCAAUUGCAGCAGUCCCAAGAGCCACAAAAUCUGCGGAAAGCCCUCAAUCAGGACGAGAACGAGGCUUCAGGGGAUGCGGAUGCGGAUGCUGAUGCGGAGGCCACCGAGAGUCGCAGUGAAACGCCCCUGGAAGUGAUGCGCCUACAGCUGGACAGCGAUCGGCCAGAAGACGAGAAAACGUCGCCAGUAAAGCAGUUAACCGUGGUCAUCCCUCAGAACGGUCAUGAUCUGGAGGAGAGCGAAACCAGUCCCUCGGAGGAACAGUCUACAGCGAGAUCUGAGGAUCACGAUCUAUCCGACCUUUGGAUCUAUCACUGUGCCAAGCUUAACCAACUGCGUCUUUAUUGCCAGCAAAUGCUCAAGGUGCCGAUGGAACCAGUUUCUGGAUCAAGACUAGAUGCAUCUGCCACAUGCUCCAUCGUCGAAGUGACUCCGGAUCAUGAGCUGAUCGAGUACAUCAUCAGGCGUAUUCGCAACCAGACACACAACAACACAGUUAUCAACGACUCUCUGCUGGCCGAGGUCUCCAAGCUGACGGCCACCGCUGCUCAGAACUCGGCUGCCAAUUCUCCAUUAAUCUCGCCUAAGCGCAUUUACGCCAAGAUCAAGAAGAUGGACAUACCGCGGCAACGCGAUGAGUUCCUGCUCUGGUACCGUUCCUAUCUGGAGCAACUGUUCGUGGUGGAGCAGCCGCAACAGGGAAGCUGCAAGGUCAAGUCUAAGGAGUCUCCUGCUCCCGGUAGUCCGGCCAAGAAGCAGACAAAUAAGCGCGAUCGCGAGCAGUCCCAAUCUCAGUCGCAGGACUCUAACAACGAUGCCGAUCUGGCCGAGGCUGAUCAGAUGAACGUCUCCUCUUCGGGCAAUGUCGACCUGGAGUGCGAGAACAACGAGAAUCCCGGCGAGGAGGCGGAUGGAGGAGAGGCAGCCGGCGACUCCUCUAGCGGGGAGAAAGCAGACGUCAGUUUGGAUUAGACGAAGGAUGCGGACGAGCUAUCACAAUACACACAUUCCUAAUCUCACUACAGAUACUUCACUCAUUUACUGUUUUCACAGACGUUAAAUCCUUGUUGUCUUUUGUCCUAUGUUUCCAUUGGAUUUUAGUUUAUAUUAUUAACUUUAAAUUAUGUAACAAUUAUAAAUA
Drosophila serrata is the source of this 5361-nucleotide messenger RNA. RefSeq names its product combover (gene cmb). The record is from RefSeq and is a predicted model, not a curated record. Lineage: Eukaryota; Metazoa; Arthropoda; Insecta; Diptera; Drosophilidae.